This is a messenger RNA of Amoebophrya sp. A120, 1933 nucleotides long. Lineage: Eukaryota; Dinophyceae; Syndiniales; Amoebophryaceae. The record is from the annotation of a GenBank genome assembly.
AACACAUUGAUGGAUAUUGUGCCUAUUUUGGACUACAUUUCCCCUAGAAUUACUUCUGUUUGCGCCUAAAGAGCACUAUUGGCUUGUGGGUAGUGUUCGAGCCCUCGGUUGACUUGGUUGUAGAUUCUUAUUCGUUUGCUCGGUGCGCGUUUCGGAAGUCUGCUCGUGAAAGCCAAGACAACCUGGAAAAUACAGGCGAUUUCACAGCAGGGCCGUGGUGUGGCGGCGCAUCAGCCUGAUCUUGUUCAGGAUUGCAUCUUACAAACAAGUAGUUCUUCACGUCGGUUAAAAAAAAGCGGAUGCCGUGAUACUAGCACGACAGAGCUAUAGUAACGGACCACAUGGAAGAUCAUGUCUUCGGCUUCGAGCAAGAAUUUCUUACCAAUCGCGCCUACCGGCGCUCCGCCUCGAAAAGAUGCUCCACCACCGCAUAGUACUAGCGCCCUACGCGGGCGCGGAGGACCAACACCCUCGAACAAUGAAAGGCCGCACAAGAUGAAUCCGAGGAAAAAAAACUUCGUGCCCUUAGUUUCACCUCCGGCACGUCCUCCGGAAAGCGCACCGUUGCUGCUGCACGAUGAGGACGGGAGAAGAGGAGACGAAAAACAAGUGACAGGGAACAAAGGGCAUUAUGAUCCGAAGCAAGAACUGAGGGCCGCUACUCCCUGCUCCGGUGGAGGUAGUAGAUCUGAUCUCUUACAUCAAGCUGAGAAGCCCCUGCCCUCCGAGUCAACGCUUGUGCCUGAAAACUUCGAGUGGGGCAGUUGUGGUAGUUCUGCUGGUGGUGCUGGUGGUGGUGGUUCGGAAACCUUUUCGCAGCAAAAUUCUCCUACGUCGCAGCUUUCAUCCCCAAGAGGCACUGCUGCACAAGCUGCGAAUUCUAAUUCAUCUUCCGACGUGACCACCCUGCACGUCGGAAAGAACCGCCGGGACCACGAUCGCGCCCCGCGGCUUUCUUUCCUGUUCCCCAAAUCCCCGGGUACUUACCAGCUGCAGGACCUGAAUUUGCACGCCCUGGGGCUGCGGGUGAAACCGCUGGCGGAAGUGAAGCUGCUACAGUCGGUCGUGUUGGAGAUGGUGCUGCCCGGGGACUUCGCGCAACCGGUUCUCCUGGCGCAGCAACAACAGUUUGGAUUUGGAAAUUAUAGCAGCGCCGUCGGAGCUGGUGCUGGCGGUGGAUCCAGCGCGACGAGCAUGGGCGCUGCAGCUGCGGGGGGAACGAGUACAGCUUCCGCACAAGGAGGUACCACCGCAGUCAUGUUGCCGCAGUCGCUGCAAAAAUUGGCAUCACAGGGUACUGCCACAACACAGCAUUCGUCUUUACUACCGGCUGCCUCUUCUACCGCAAAAACCUUCUGGUCCAGCAGCUCGAAUUAUCAGAAAAAAUACCGCACGGUCGACGUUCACUACAUUGGCUGGUACGUGUCAUCUAUGUAUUGCAAAAGUAUCUUCGUAUUUCUAGUGGUCAUUGCAUUACAAACUUGCUCAGCAUGACGAUCGGAAUUUCUCAUGCUGUUUUACCUUAAGAGGAUGAUUUCGAUUUGUCAUACACAAUUGCAACUAGUACGACCACACGAGUGCGAUACUUUUGCAAUGCAUAUCAUCUGGAACGACGACGACAACCACAGGAGCUGGAAGUACCUUUACAAAUCCGACGUUGAUCUACAAGGCGUUCCAAUUCGAUACCACGUACAACCGCCACAAACCGCUCCGGAUGGACAAGUUGGGAAAAAACGCGUAUUUUCCCGGCUUGGAGGAAGCCGUAGUGCAGUUGUGCGUCGGCUCCAAAGCACUCGCGUACAUCCCCCCGGGCAAGGCGUUCGGCAGUCGCGGCUUCAAGGCUCUCAUCCCGCCGAGUGCGCACCUGAUCCUGUGGUUGUGCGUCGAGAAACCCGGAGGAGCGACGGGGAGUUUGUCGAGCGGUGGGGGAGGG